Messenger RNA from Chelmon rostratus (copperband butterflyfish), 2735 nucleotides. It is a transcript of the gene anks3, whose product is annotated as ankyrin repeat and sterile alpha motif domain containing 3. Gene Ontology annotation, molecular function: protein binding. Lineage: Eukaryota; Metazoa; Chordata; Actinopteri; Chaetodontiformes; Chaetodontidae. The transcript is spliced from 16 exons. The record is from RefSeq and is a predicted model, not a curated record. Gene Ontology annotation, cellular component: cilium. The coding region runs from base 104 to 2044 and encodes 646 amino acids.
AAUUGAGUGUGACACACAAAACAAGAAAAAGUUUCAGACGCUGAGGAAACAAACUAACGCAACCUGUUGGCUGUGUGUGGAGGGGCGAGCAAAGACGUAGAAAAUGUCCGAGCUAAGUGACGAGGCCAGUGAAUCAGAGCAACUGGGUGCCAGCCUCUCCUUGUGGCUGGGUGACACUCUGGUGCGACCUGAGGAGCUGGAUGUCCCCCUGGACCUCCACACCGCCUGCUCCAUCGGCCAGUACGACGUGGUGGCAGAGUGCAUCAAAAAACGUGAGGUGGACCUGGAUGGCAAGAACAUUGGAGGAUGGACCCCACUGAUGUAUGCGUCCUACAUCGGCCAUGACAACAUUGCAAAUCUCUUGCUGGAGGCCGGUGUGAAUGUAAAUGCUGCCACUGCCAAAGGAUUAACCCCCUUGAUGCUGGCAGCAAGCUGCGGGAAUGAAAGUAUUGCAUACUUCCUGCUUCAGCAAGGUGCUGAGUUGGAGCUGAAGGAUUCUCGAGGCUGGACCGCUUUGUUCCACUGCACAAGCACAGGCCACCAGCAGAUGGUCAAGUUCCUGCUGGAUAAUAACGCUGACACCAAUGUCAAGGAGCCAGGGUCUGGUUUUACUCCCCUGAUGGAAGCUGCUGCUUCGGGACAUGAAAUCAUUGUUCAGAACCUGCUUGACCAUAAAGUUAAAGUCGAUGACCGCAACGCUAAAGGAGAGACUGCCCGUGCCCUCGCCAUGAUGUACGGCUACACCAAGAUCGUCAGCCUCAUUGACUCGCGUUCUCCAAGGAUCAAACCAGGACACUAUGAAGACCUGAGCUCCUCUGAGGACUCGGACAGCGCACCGCCAAGGAUUAGGUCGGGUCGCAACCGAGCUAAAGGCAUAAGCAUCCACGAUGGGCCCCAGGCCAUCGCCAAGUUCCGAGUAGGAGGCACCAGCAAACUGUGUGAGCCUCCUGCGGUGCCGCCAGGCUACAUGACAUUCCGUGAUAUUGGUGAACAGAGCGAAGGCAUCUGCUACCGUGACGUGACCUCACCCAUCAACGAGCUGGACGGCCAGAGCAACAGCAGCAGAGAUGACAGUCCGUUCUUUGACAAUGACAUGCCCACCAUGAGGAGCAGCAGCAGCAGCAGUGAAGGCCUGCCUCAUGUGAUUGGCCUCAACUGGGAAGGUUCUGUGGAGAGUAACGAGGACUCAGACCAGUGCAAAAAGAGCAGCUCUCGCAGAGUCAAUAAGGGCCAUCACUCAAAAGGCAAGAGUCGCCAUGGAAGCAACGAUGCAGCUCACUCCAGUGGCACAGUAAAUUGUGGGAUGCGAUCACAUGUUGGUCUUCCACCCUCCUAUACUGGUCCAAAGGAUCUGGCAGAGUUCUUGGAACAAAUUGGCUUCUCAAAGUAUCUCCCUUUACUUGAGGAGCAAGACAUUGACCUGCGAAUAUUUCUCACCCUGACCGAAAAUGAUCUCAAAGAAAUAGGGAUCACAUUGUUCGGACCCAAGCGUAAGAUGACCUCGGCAAUUGCAAGGUGGCACAGCAGUGCUCGACCGCCCAGCGAUGCUCUGGAACAGGCGUACGCUGACCAGCUUGAGGCCGAGAUGCAGGAGAUGGCCAUUCAGCUACACAAGCGCUGCGAGGAGGUGGAGAGCCUGCAGAGCCAGGUGUCUCAGGAGAAGGAGCUGCGUACUGUGAUGGAGGGGUGUCUCAUGGAGGACAAGAUGGCAUGGAGGAGGGUCCACGCUGAGCUGGUGGAGAACCACCGGAUGGCUCAGGAAAUGAGCGCCACGCUGGCUGAGUCCAGGGCCCGCUGCACUGAACUGCUGUCCUGUUUCUCUACCGAUGGGAACAGCAGCUCUAAUGCUCGCGUGCGAGAUAAAACAGAGGGCGACGCUGAUGUUAAAGCUGACGAGGGCCUGACACUCUCCAGUGUUGCAGAGCUAAUAAAAAAGCUGGAUUCCCAUGAAGAACAACUGGCGGCGACCCUGCAAACCAUGCUUCAGAGUCUGAGGCGACUGAGUGCCCCCGAAAAAGUCUCAGAUAGCUGGGAACGGCCGUAACCUUUACCGAGGCUUUCACCAUUGUUUGACGGAGGGUGAUUGAACCACCCUGAACAAUUUCACUGAAAAGAAAGAAGGCCAAAGACGAGGCCGGCCACGCCGGACCAGAGCGGCUCGGGGAGCAAAGCAGCUGACCUGCCGCUCCUCUGGGAUUGGCUGAUGGACCAGAGCUCGCCAGAUGUGGACAAGGCCAAGGGCAACGGCAGCUACUGCAGGGAAAUGACAAACAGGCAGGAAGGGUACCUGGCCCUCACACGCUUGUGCUGGUGUUUACUGGACUCCUGUAGUUGGGUUGUAAAAAUGCACAGAGAGGAGAGACUGAUCGCAGAUCAGAGGCUGUAAUACUGUGAAACAUUUCUUACAAGAUGUACUCUCUUCCCAUAUGAAAUGUGGUUUAAAUUAUGGUCAUCCCACCAGCCGAAGAGGUACGUUUCAUCAAAGUAGUCAAAGUUAAAAUAAGUGGUUAAAAGUUCUGCUUUAUUUGAAUGGAAUCUGGUAUUUGUAUGCUGUUAGGUGUUUGAAAAUGUCCUGCUGAAUGCGUUUUUUAAGACGAGAGAAAUGUGUGAAACCUGUCAGUUAAUCAUCACCAGGGAAGAUCUUUUCAAGCCAUUUUACUGUAAUGCUGUAGACAUUUACAUGUUUAGAUGCAGAGUUAUGAAUAAAAAGAUGAAAAUCUUCUUUUAAACCUUUA